AUGGAAAAGGUCAAAAUGAAUCAUUUGCCGUUGGGAUCUGAUCAAACCAUUGAUUUUAAACGUUAUUAUUUUUAUGGCUUCAUCAUUAAUCUUUUGCCAAUUUAUAUAUUUUAUCCAAUAAGAACCGCAAAAACUAUUCAACAGUCAAACAUUGGUACUGAAUUGUCAACAUCUUUAUUUGAAGUUUUUAAAGAAAGAUUAAAAUCAGAAGGAACACGAGGCUUAUUUAAAGGUGUUAGUGUUUAUGCGAUGGGUAGUAUAGGUGGUAGAUUAGUCCACUUUGCAACCUAUGAUGCUUUAAGAGAACGUGUUGGUAAAGGUAAUGCAAAAAAUAUUGGUCUUUCGUGGCUUGAAGGCCAUAGUCAAACAACGAUCAAUGCUUUCUUGGGAACAUUGAGUGCUGUAAUUACCUCUAGCUUUAUGGUACCAUUUGAUGUUAUAUCACAACAACUUCAAAUUUCUAAGGCGUCAUCGUCUGGAAUAGACACUUUACCAACAUUCGAAAUCGUAUCAAAUACAACGCCCGCAACAACAUCAUCCAUCAAAACAGCAUUAAUUGAGUCAUCUCAAAAAAAUUUCAUUACACGUUUAAAACCUAAUGAUGUACCACUUUAUCGAUUUUUAUAUCGCGGCUGGACUGCAGGACUACUUAACACUGUUUCAUUUUUCCCCACCUAUUUUUUUGUUUACACUUAUACACUGGAACAACUGAGACUACAACAACAAAACAAUCUAUAUUUAAAAAAUAUUUUACCAACAUCGCAUUUUUUACUUUCUGUAACGUCAGGAGUUGCAGCAGGAACUAUGGCAACUUUUACGUCGGCACCUUUUGACGUUGUCAAAACCAAAAUUCAAAUAGCUAGAAAAUCUGGUCAAGGAGACUUGAAAUGGUUAAAUGUUGCGAAUCAAAUAAUCAAAACUGAAGGAAUGAGAGGAUUGUUUGUUGGUAUGUCGGCUAGGUUAUGGAUUGUUAUACCGUUAGGAAGUUUGAAUUUCUGGGUAUUUGAAAAAGUUAAAGAGUGGAGUACCGUAGAUGUUGCUGUUAAUCCGGAUGAAAAAAGUUGA
This is a messenger RNA of Entrophospora sp. SA101, 1065 nucleotides long. The record is from the annotation of a GenBank genome assembly. Lineage: Eukaryota; Fungi; Glomeromycota; Glomeromycetes; Entrophosporales; Entrophosporaceae.